AAACUUGACGUGCGAGACAAGUUUACAACUCUAUACACGUGCUGCUGGUAUGUCAGGGAGAGAUGUGGUAGCAUCCUUUACAGAGCAAGGAUAGCACAGACUUUAUUACCUGUGUGUAUGAUUCGCUGUACGCUCACCUUUCAGGGGAUACUGUGGCACAGUUAUUGGGGCAAGUUCUUAAUCACCUGUUCACAGCAGGCAUCCAUCAUUUGGCACUUUUGGAGGAGAUUGAGGUGUUAUCCACAGCUUACUGUGGAUGUAGACACUUCCUUCAGUUCCUUCAUGGCAAGAAGACUCAGUGAUGUGCGCCUAGCAUGGCUGUGGCUCCUGCACCGACCACCAAGGGACCGGUAUGGCUUUUAGCCGCAUCACUAAACUGGACCCCCCGUCCCGAGGCAUCUUCAGGAAAGCGGUGGUCAUGCUGUGCUCCCUCCUCGCCUCUUUUUUCCUCCUGCACCUCCUCACCGAAAGCUGCACCACCACCACCGGCAACUCACCGCCCAGAGGCUCCUCUAGUCGGGCUGCUGGUCUUUUCGAGGACCUGAGUUCGCUGAGGACCAAGAGACUGGUAUAUGAAUGGACUGGCGGAUCGGAGUUGAACCGCUACGGGACGGCCGCGCGCACCUCACAGGUCCUCGCGGAUGAGCGCGCGACGCAGGAUUCGGAGCUGCCCGAAGAGGCUCUCGUGCUGCCACCUCCGGAUUUAGUAGUUUCCAGGAGAGUGUCGCCCAGGUUCGCAGGUAAAGUCAGUCCGCUCGGGGAGGGGAGCAAGAAGCUACCUCAGGCUCUCAUCAUCGGGGUAAAGAAAGGAGGGACCCGUGCUCUGCUUGAGUUUCUUCGGGUUCAUCCUGACAUCAGAGCCGUGGGAGCCGAGCCGCACUUCUUCGACCGAAACUACCACAACGGGCUGGAGUGGUACAGAGAGCUGAUGCCCAAGACCCUGGAGGGCCAAAUCACAAUGGAGAAAACCCCCAGCUACUUUGUGACCAGGGAAGCUCCUGCUCGAAUCUCCGCCAUGUCCCGGAACACCAAGCUGAUCGUCGUAGUGAGGGAUCCUGUCACUAGAGCUAUCUCCGACUACACACAGACGCUGUCUAAGAAGCCUGACAUUCCCUCGUUUGAGAGCCUCACCUUUAAAAAUAGGACUACAGGGCUCAUUGACACAUCAUGGAGCGCCAUCCAGAUUGGCAUCUACGCCAAGCACCUGGACAACUGGCUGCAGUACUUCCCCAUGGAGCAGAUCCUGUUUGUGAGCGGCGAGCGUUUGAUCAGCGACCCAGCUGGAGAGCUGGGCCGUGUGCAAGACUUUCUCGGGCUCAAGAGGAUCAUCACAGACAAACAUUUUUAUUUCAACCAGACCAAGGGAUUCCCGUGCCUGAAGAAAGCAGAAGGCAGCAGCAAGCCCCACUGCCUUGGAAAAACCAAAGGGCGAACCCAUCCAAACAUUGACCCUGAGGUGGUGCAGAGACUACGAGACUUCUACAGACCCUUCAACAUGAAGUUCUACCAGAUGACAGGAAGAUUUUUUGGUUGGGAUGACUGAAUGUUUAGUUUAAUUUGGGUUUUUUUCUCUUGAAGUUGAGGACUAUCAGAGAGACUGCAAAGGGUCACAACUGACAGAAAAUCAAUAUAAGAUUUUGAGAAUAAAGUUUUGUUGUUAUGAGAAUAAAGUUUUAAUUACAAUAACAUAGUUAUUGGGGAAAAAAGGCUACUUUGGCAAAAAAAAAAAAAAAUUAAUGGAUAAUUCCAAACAUAUAUAAUUAUCAUAUUAAAUUUAGUUUAUUAAAAAUUUUGUAUAUAGAAAUAGUUAUAUUUUAAAAAAUGAUUAAAUAAUUUUUAAUAAUAAUUAUUUGCUAUAUAUUUGAAUGAUAGUACUUUUAAUUAAAGUAGUCAACCCCCUGCCAACCACAGGUCACUAGGGAAAAAUGUGUGUUCCGCAACCGGUUGGCGAGUGGUUGCCGGAGGUUGCUGGAUGUUGCCAAGUGAGAUCUGGCCACAGACCUUCUUGAUUAUUUCGGAGGCUAACAGAUUGCAGUGUUGCCUGUGGACGACCCAAGCUUGUCUCUAAACACUCACCAAACACUUAAUGAGAAGAAAACAUUCUGCUUCAAAGCAUCUUCAUUACAAACUGUAUGAGACGGCUGCAACUCGCUAGCAACCUAAGGCAAGGAGAUUGCCUGUUUGCAGCCAAUUUCACCUAGCUACUGGCAGAAAACCCCAGCAACCACUUUACAGCUGGUCAGAGAAUAUUCAUUUUUUGAUGGCUGCUAGGGGCUGGCUGGUCUCUAAAUCUGUGUGACUACAGCCUAAAAUAUCAGAAAAAGGAUUCGUGGAUUUAAACCCAGAAUCUCCAUAUUUACAGACUUUAGGCAUGGCUGUGAACUGAGCCAGGUUAGAAGGAAAUGAUAUACUGAUUUAAAAGAAGUGAUAGCUUUUGUUUAUUAGUUCACUUGCAUAUGCAUCAUUUGACAUUUGUGUUUUUUUACGAGUAGCUUACUGAGGGUGAAACUUUUUUCUGCUACUUUAUUCAGAACAUUGGAGUUCAAAAACCAUGGAAAUUCCUUACACUUUCUCUAAAAAUUAUUUCCCUAGUGGUUUUUAACCCCUUAUAAAUGGCAUAGCUUUAUGCUAAUCUUGUAUUUUUCUCAAAUUAGUGCAAAUUAAUAUUCAAAAUUUAAAAAUAAAAAAAAACUAUAUAUGUAAAAUUAUUAUAAUCAUUAUUAUUAUUAUAUUAUCAAUAUUAGUAUUGCCACUUUUAAUGCCUUUUUUUUUUUUGCCGAGAUAUGACAUUUUUUCCUAAUAAUUUCGAAGAAUAUUUACACUUUUUCCAAGAACCAGUACUUUUAUGCACUUGUUUGCUUACCGUUCUCUUAGAUUCCCAAAUCUGUUCUCAAAGUCUUGUAUUUUUUUUCCAAACAGUGUUCCCACCACUCCAUCCUCAGCAUUAACGCACUAGCAGCAAUACGGGCCGUUAAAAAAGAGCAAGACGCCCUAUCUCACCUCAGUGGCAGUUUUGAUAUGCAAUAUUUCUCUGCUACAUUUCCAUCCUCAGAGCUCAUUGUGAUCCACGCUCAUGGAGAUGUUUUCUUCAAAAAAAGAAAAAAAUAGAGUGAGUUGUUGAAGGAUUUGCAUCAUAUCUGUCUGCAUUAUCUGGGGAAACUUUUUUUUCUUUCACGUUGCAAGUCCUCGGCUGUGAAAUGGAAAUUAUUGUGUGCUGUGCUUCCUCAAGAGGAUGGGUGAAAUCCCAUAGUGUCCAGGGGCUUCUGAUAAAAACUAAUGCCAUAUAUUAAACAUAACUGCUUUAAAAUGUUCACAUUUUUUCUAGCAAAAGUAAUAUGAAAAGAUAAAACAUAGU
Oreochromis niloticus (Nile tilapia) is the source of this 3355-nucleotide messenger RNA. RefSeq names its product heparan sulfate glucosamine 3-O-sulfotransferase 3A1. The transcript is spliced from 2 exons. The record is from RefSeq and is a predicted model, not a curated record. Gene Ontology annotation, molecular function: [heparan sulfate]-glucosamine 3-sulfotransferase activity. Bases 353 to 1543 code for a protein of 396 amino acids. Lineage: Eukaryota; Metazoa; Chordata; Actinopteri; Cichliformes; Cichlidae.